UUUGUAUACAUAUAUAUAUAUAUAUAUAUAUAUAUAUAUAUAUAUUUAUUUUUUACAUAUUUUAAUCGUAAAUUACCAAACGUAAAAAGAAAAAAAAAAGAAAAAACAUGAUGGUCGCUAUAAAAAUCUCUAUCUUCGUUUUAUCGUUGGUCCUCUUCGAAGCUGUUAACGGCGAACGAAUCAGAAUUGCGGAUUAUAAAGAAAAUGACUCGGACAUCGAAAUGUCGCUAACUAAAGGGGAAAAUGAAAGAUCAAAUUUACUAUUGAAACGUCUAAAACGCGUGUCCGAUCAGAGAUUGGCGGAGCUCGAGACACUUUACGCCCUUAAUAAAAUAAAUAUCGUAACUUCGACUGGCCGAUCUGCUUAUAUUAAAAUAAAUCCGGUAUUAAUAGGACGACGAAAACGAAGUACUCGUGAGAAUUUUUACGAAACAAAAAGAAUCGAUCGACGUACAAGCGAAUCGAUCAACGAUGAAAUCCUGAUUAGAUGAUUUCAUUUUGCAAUUGAGGGUCACUGAGAGAAAUUGAGGAAAGGGACACUCCUCGAUAGAAUAAAAGGAAUAUAUAUAUAUAUAUAUAUUUUUUUAUAGAAUCGUCGGAAACGAUCUAUAAUUAUCUAACAAGCGGUAUUAAAUUUGGGACACCUGUGUUACGGAUCGAAUGGACACUUUUUUUAUAUAAUUUUUAUAAAAAAAGAACGCUUUACUAAUUUAUUUAUUAUCUGCGAACUAAUAUUCAUCCAAAAAUCACCUCACCCCCAUUUUUCCCGCUCCCUAACCCCCCACCCUCUUUCUUCUACAGUAUUUAUAAUAAAUAACAUAAUUAAGUAAUCCAAAGGAGAAUUUGUAAAAGGAGCAAAUUUUUCGAUAAGUACUUUUUGAAUGUAAGGACGAAUGAAAUGUAAAUAAAAAGAAAAAGCUUAAUGUAACAUUAAAAUUGUAUCUAAUUAACAUCUUAAAUUAAAUGAUUAUCAUUAAACGAACUUUAAUAUAAAAUUAAUAUAUUUAUAUAUUUAAUAUAAAACUCACCAAAAAGUAUGGACGUGACGUGAUAUCAAGUAUAUCCAUCUACGAUGGAAAAUUUGAAAUUCGUAGCGUGAGAAAUGGCGGACACAUUUUUCGCGCGAAAUACUUCCUUCGGAAUUUGAACCAUCGGAUGACAAAAUGGUGAAGACGUUGAUUUCUUCAAUUGAUUCCUUCUUUUCUUUAUCCUCCAUAGUCUUUGACACUUUAGGGUUAUGCGUAUAAAUAUCAAAUCGAUUGUAUAAAAAUGAAUAAAAAUAUUGAC
Vespa velutina is the source of this 1287-nucleotide messenger RNA. RefSeq lists its product as uncharacterized. Bases 108 to 491 code for a protein of 127 amino acids. The record is from RefSeq and is a predicted model, not a curated record. The transcript has 5 exons. NCBI's taxonomy places the organism in Eukaryota, Metazoa, Arthropoda, Insecta, Hymenoptera, Vespidae.